AUGAGCGACGAACACGGUGGUCUCGCCGCGAGCCACCCGGAGCCACCCUCCACCCCGCCCUCGCCCACAACCACCAUCCAGCCCUCAAUGACCAUCCACACCGACUUCAUGUCCAGCAUGCCUCCCAUGACCAUGUACCCCGUCUCCUCCGGCACGUCCUCCCGCGCCGCGCCCCCCAAGCGCAAGCAGGUCAAGAACGCGUGCACCAAUUGUCAGAAAGCAUGCAAGAAAUGCUACGACGCCCGCCCCUGCCUCCGCUGCGUCAAGUACGGCCUCGCCGACGAGUGCGUCGAUUCGCUCCGCAAAGAGCGAGCGAAGGGGAAGAAGCGGGGGCCUUACAAGAAGCGCGAUGACAAAACCGCCAACGUCCGGCAGCAGCAGGCCGACGUUGUCGUGCAGCAAGCGGGUGCGUCCCCACUGGCCGUCCCCGCCACCGUCCCCCACCCGACGGCCCAAGUCCCGUACGCUGCACCGGUUUUCACCCAAUACCCCCCCUCUGCUGCGAGGCCCGGGGACCCUCCUUUGUACUUCUCCCCCGUCGUCUACACCGUCCCUGCAGUCCCGCCCCCAGCCGGCCAGGACGGUGAACCAAUCGGUGCUUAUCCUCCACACCCCGGCUUCUUCCCCACCGCGUUCAUCCCCAUCACCUCUCAGUACGGGACGUACAUGGUCCCUCACCCGUACGUCCAGCAUCACCCUCACAUGCGGCCCGACAUGCAAAUCCCCGUCGUCGCCCAUCCCAUGCCGCACCCCUUCCCCGGGUAUCCACAGGCGUACAUGCAGCCUCCGGUGAGGUCACCGGGCGCAGAGGCGGGAACGCCGAGGGAGAUGGUCGAUUCGCGCAGCCACCCUCGCCCGGAGCACGAGGCGGACGCGUCAGGCAAGUGA
Messenger RNA from Epithele typhae, 888 nucleotides. RefSeq lists its product as uncharacterized. Gene Ontology annotation, cellular component: nucleus. Gene Ontology annotation, biological process: cellular response to starvation; regulation of DNA-templated transcription. Bases 1 to 888 code for a protein of 295 amino acids. Lineage: Eukaryota; Fungi; Basidiomycota; Agaricomycetes; Polyporales; Epitheliaceae. The transcript is spliced from 2 exons. Gene Ontology annotation, molecular function: DNA-binding transcription factor activity, RNA polymerase II-specific; zinc ion binding; RNA polymerase II transcription regulatory region sequence-specific DNA binding. The record is from RefSeq and is a predicted model, not a curated record.